Melospiza melodia melodia is the source of this 2712-nucleotide messenger RNA. It is a transcript of the gene GALNT13, whose product is annotated as polypeptide N-acetylgalactosaminyltransferase 13. The coding region runs from base 987 to 2657 and encodes 556 amino acids. The record is from RefSeq and is a predicted model, not a curated record. Gene Ontology annotation, cellular component: Golgi apparatus. The transcript is spliced from 14 exons. Gene Ontology annotation, biological process: protein O-linked glycosylation. Gene Ontology annotation, molecular function: polypeptide N-acetylgalactosaminyltransferase activity. Lineage: Eukaryota; Metazoa; Chordata; Aves; Passeriformes; Passerellidae.
CGGAGCCGCCCCCGGCACCUGCCCGGCCCUCCCUCGCCAUCCCUCCCUCCUCCUCCUCAUCCUCUCCCAUCGCUCCCCGCUGCCCCCGGGCCCAGCCGCAGCAUCGCGGGAGCCGCGGCCAUUGCGGCCGAGGCGGGGCCGCUCCCGCUCUGCCCCGGCCAUGAGGAGGAGGAGGAGGGCGGCGGCUCCGCGCUGAGCCCCCGCCGGAGGCUGAGAGCCCCUGGAUGCCGCUGAGCCCCCCCAGGACUGGCGGGGCUGAGCCCUCGGACACUGCUGAGCCCCCGGACUGGAGCUGCUGAACGUCCCCGGACACUGCUGAGACCCUCCAGGAUCCUGCUGAGCCCCCGGACUGACGGGUCUGAGCAUCCCUAGACCCUGCUGAUCCCCCAGACUGACGGGUCUGAGCACCCCUAGACCCUGCUGAGCCCCCGGACUGGAGCUGCUGAACGUCCCCGGGCACUGCUAAGACCCCCCCUAGGAUCCUGCUGAUCCCCCCGACUAACGGGUCUGAGCACCCCCGACACUACUGAGCCCCCCACGGACGCUGCUGAACCCCGGGACUGGAGGUGCCGGAUCCCUCAGGACAGUGCUGAGACCCCCUCGGACUGACGGGGCUGAGCCCCUCGGACACUGCCGAGACCCCCAGGAUUCUGCUGACCCCACCGACUGACGGGGCUGAACCCCUCGGACACUGCUGAGCCCUCAGGAUCCUGCUGAGCCCACCCCGGACACUGCCGCAGCUUUUCAGUGCUUUGCACCAGCGCAGCCCCAGGACUUUGAAGGAGGGAGUCAAGCCAGGCACUUGGAGAAUUGUCCAGUGGCUCAGUGCUGAGGGAAUUCUGUGGGAGCAUGGCUGGAGCAGGACGCAGAGUGUGGGCACAGAAUGCAGGCAGUGAUGCGGGCCGCUGCUCCCUGCCCGCGUGGCAGCUCCGUGCCGUGGCGCUGUGACCCCGCCGUGCUCCCGCCGCCGCAGGGUGCCAGCAGCCAUGAGGAGGUUUGGCUACUGCCGGGUGGUGCUGGCCACCUCGCUGCUCUGGGUGCUGCUGGACGUGUUCCUGCUGCUCUACUUCAGCGAGUGCAACAAGUGCGACGACAGCAAGGAGCGCUCCCUGCUGCCCGCCCUGCGCGCUGUUAUUUCCAGGAACCAGGAGGGCCCCGGGGAGAUGGGCAGGGCCGUGCUCAUCCCCAAGGAGGAGCAGGAGAAGAUGAAGGAGCUGUUCAAGAUCAACCAGUUCAACCUGCUGGCCAGCGACCGCAUCGCGCUGAACCGCAGCCUGCCCGACGUGCGGCUCGACGGGUGCAAGAGCAAGGUGUACCCGGAGGAGCUGCCCAACACCAGCGUGGUGAUCGUGUUCCACAACGAGGCGUGGAGCACGCUGCUCAGGACCAUCCACAGCGUGCUGGAGCGCUCCCCGCCGCGCCUGCUGGCCGAGAUCCUGCUGGUGGAUGAUGCCAGCGAGAGAGAGUUUUUGAAGGCCUCCCUGGAGAACUACGUGAAGAAGCUGGAGGUGCCCGUGAGGAUCCUGCGGAUGGAGCAGAGGUCGGGGCUGAUCCGGGCCCGGCUCCGAGGGGCAGCAGCUGCCAAGGGCCAGGUGAUCACGUUCCUGGAUGCCCACUGCGAGUGCACCCUGGGCUGGCUGGAGCCCCUGCUGGCCAGGAUCAAGGAGGACAGGAAAACCGUGGUGUGCCCCAUCAUCGACGUGAUCAGCGACGACACCUUCGAGUACAUGGCGGGCUCGGACAUGACCUACGGGGGCUUCAACUGGAAGCUGAAUUUCCGCUGGUACCCCGUGCCCCAGAGGGAGAUGGACCGCAGGAAAGGGGACAGGACCCUGCCCGUCAGGACCCCAACUAUGGCUGGUGGCCUGUUUUCUAUUGACAGGAGCUACUUUGAAGAGAUAGGAACUUACGAUGCAGGAAUGGAUAUCUGGGGUGGCGAGAAUCUUGAAAUGUCCUUUAGGAUCUGGCAGUGUGGGGGCUCGCUGGAGAUCGUCACCUGCUCCCACGUGGGACACGUGUUCCGCAAGGCCACCCCCUACACCUUCCCGGGGGGCACCGGCCACGUCAUCAACAAGAACAACCGCAGGCUGGCCGAGGUCUGGAUGGACGAGUUCAAGGAUUUCUUCUACAUCAUCUCCCCGGGGGUGGUGAAGGUGGAUUAUGGAGAUGUUUCUGUCAGGAAGGCCCUGCGGGAGAGGCUGGGCUGCAAACCCUUCUCCUGGUACCUGGAGAACGUGUACCCCGACUCGCAGAUCCCGCGGCGCUACUACUCCCUGGGAGAGAUCAGGAAUGUUGAAACCAACCAGUGCUUGGACAACAUGGGCCGCAAGGAGAACGAAAAAGUGGGAUUUUUCAACUGCCAUGGCAUGGGAGGGAACCAGGUGUUCUCCUACACGGCGGACAAGGAGAUCCGCACGGACGACCUGUGCCUGGACGUGUCGCGGCUCAACGGCCCCGUCCUCAUGCUCAAGUGCCACCACCUGAGGGGCAACCAGCUCUGGGAGUACGAUGCUGAGAAGCUCACCCUGAGGCACCUGAACAGCAACCAGUGCCUGGCGGAGCCGUCGGACGAGGACCGGCUGGUGCCCACCGUGCGCGACUGCGGCGGCGGCCGCGCCCAGCAGUGGCUGCUGCGCAACAUGACCCUGCCGGCGUGACCCGCCUCGUCCCGCUGCUCCUCUGCUCCCAGCGGGGCCCGCCCGCCCCCGGCAC